AUGGGCGUGGUGCACACGCUGCAGCUGUACUUAGCGGCGGGGAUACUGCAACCGGGGCCCAAGAAGCUGAGCUGCUCCGUGGGGGGUGAGGAGCAUUACGCAGACCUUGGAAGCAACGGCCAGAUCCUGUUCGAGGGCCUGGAGUUCAGCACGCCGUCCUCCUUCUCGCUGUACAUUAAGCGGAAGCAAAACCCGGCGCGGAAGGCGGACGACGGCUGGACGUCGGUCAAGUACGAGGGAACGACUCUGUUCGAGCUGCGCGAGCUGUGCGACCUGAGGGACGACCCCGAUGGUGCGGAUCGCCACGACUUUGCCAAAUCCGACUUCGGGCCCCACAACGGCCGGAUCGCCGAUUCCAGUCGGGGCAAUGGCGCGGGGAUGCUGCUCCGGGGCGAUGCCGCUGCGAUCGGCGGCGAGCGCGGCGGCAGGGUUGCCGGCGGGGAUCGCCUGGCCGGGUCGGACGGCUCGCAUUCCGAGGAUCGGCAUGUGAGAGUGGGGAAUCAGGCCAACGGGAGGAUCGGCAAUGGCGACAGGCUGGGCGGGCCCUGCGGCAGGAGGCGGCCCAAUGGGUGCCACAAUCUGGCCGAGGGGGAGAAUUGGUGCCUGAUGGAUGCGGGGGUGGACCAUAUGGGUGGGGACACCAGCGGGCCUGAGGAGGGGAGGGUGGAGUGGCCAGGCGGGGACGGCGGGGAUGCUGCCAAGAGAGAGGGGCUGGCGGAUCGGGGGACCCCGGGGGGUGAAGAGACGUGGAUUUUGUGUGAGAAGUGUGACCAAUGGAGGAGGAUAAAGAUGGAGACGGUGCCUGAUGGGCCCUGGCAUUGUUGCAUGAACGCCGACAAGAGAUUUGCAUCCUGCGAUGUCCCGCAGGAGUUGUCCGACGCAGAGAUCGAUAGUUUCCUGGAAGAGGAGCAGUUGCGGAGGUAUGUGGCUAACAGCACACGCCCUCCCCUGGAUGUCUGCACCGGCAGCCAAUUCGAAGCCGAUCUCAUCGCCUUUUUGAGAGAGAUUGGGGAGGGUGUGAAGGCAGACCAGAUUCGAUGCAAGAGGGUGCAGUGUAACAACCGACCGCUGGACGUGUUUGGCCUCUACAAUGCUGUCGUUGAGUCUGGCGGCCUGAUCGCCAAUGAGAAGUACGACGAGCACAAGCGCUGGAUCGGCACCCUUAACUUUGCAGGGGUCAUCUUCCCCAAGCUGCAGAACUACACCAAGGACAACCGGGCAACGAGCGUGGGGAACCAGCUGCUCUCUAACUAUCGCAAGUUCUUGUAUGACUAUGAGCGCGCGUGGAGGCAUGUGGAUGUGCUGGGUGCAGUGCGGAGGUGGCCGCAUGACACGUUGGCGGCGAUGGGGCCGAGGGCGGGUGCUGUGGGUGUGGCGGCAGGGAUGCAGGAGGGGAAGGGAGGCUGUGAGGAGGGUGCCAUGGGAGGAUCAGGCACACUGGGUGCUUCAGGGGACACCAACCCCUCGGACCCCUCCGCCAGGCGCUACAGCGCCCUGCUGAUGCUCGCCGGCAUCAUGUGCGCUGAGCGUGACUCGCCCAAGCCACCCUGCCCCACUACCCGCCAAGACAGUGAGACGCAUCAGGACACCUGGCAGUCCAACCCCUGCCCACUGCCCAAGCAGGAGGUGGAGGACGAAGAUGAAGCAGGGGUUGAGGUCAAGGUACAAGUCACGGAGGAAAUUACAGAAGAGGCCUUUCCACUGCAUGUGGUGCCGCAGGCUGCCUCUGCCGCGCAGCUGCUGCUUGCCAGGGACCCGAACAGGCCAGGGCUAUUGUGGCCGGUAGUGGUGGCAGCACGGGAGGACCUGCCGGCAUGCGUGGCGCGUGGGCACAGCAACGACGUUGCCAAGUGGGCUGGCUUCCCCAUGUCGUUCAAGGAGCUCAUCCCUGGUGCAGUGCCUGUUCUGGUGUUCGGAUCCGAUGCCCUGGGCUGGGCGCACGAGGGCCUGUGCCAGCCCUUUGAGCUUGGCUUGGCCACGGCACUCUACCAGGAGGCUCUGCGAUCAGACGACCCCUCUGAAGAGCAAGUCUUUUACAGGCGAGUACUGAAGCAGGCGCUGCAGUAUGCGGCAGAUCCCACACCUGCGCCCGUGAACUGUGUGCGCCCGAUCAGCCUUGAAAUGGUGGCGGCCGACCUUGUGGGCCUGGAGAGUGACCUGCCGACAGAGGCGCUGGGCGGGCAGAGCUUCUCGACGUGGCACCAGUGGCGGAGCCGCGUGCGGAAAGUGGAGACUGCCGCGGGACUGGCCAGCGAGGCACUGCUGCUGUUCUACCAAAUCGACCCAGACGUGAUCAGGAGGGGCGCCACGGGCCUGUGGCAGGAGCUGGAGCACCUGCUGGGCAUCGGCCAGACCAAGGAGCCGACGAUCCUGUCCGUAGAUACGGCCAUACAUCUGAUGAAGGACAACAUCGACUUGGUUCGCACCUACAGGAGGCUCCAGGCGUCGGGCAAGGCAGACGACUCCAAGAGGAGGUCGGGAACGAAGCGGAGAGCGGCGGAGAUGGAAGCCGCGGGUGUCGUCGCCCGUGAAUAG
Molecule: messenger RNA, 2535 nt
Organism: Ostreobium quekettii
Lineage: Eukaryota; Viridiplantae; Chlorophyta; Ulvophyceae; Bryopsidales; Ostreobiaceae
Source: the annotation of a GenBank genome assembly